Messenger RNA from Nicotiana attenuata, 594 nucleotides. RefSeq names its product craniofacial development protein 2-like. Lineage: Eukaryota; Viridiplantae; Streptophyta; Magnoliopsida; Solanales; Solanaceae. The transcript is spliced from 3 exons. Gene Ontology annotation, cellular component: nucleus. The record is from RefSeq and is a predicted model, not a curated record. Bases 1 to 594 code for a protein of 197 amino acids. Gene Ontology annotation, biological process: chromatin remodeling.
AUGCGGUCGCAUAAUAGCAAUGCGGGCUGCAUAGCUGCUGCAGAAACAGGAGGAGCAGCGGGCAAGAACGGGGUAAGUAUUUUAGUUGAUAGGGAUCUCAGGAAAUUGGUGGUGGAUGUUAGGAGGGUGAGUGAUAGGCUAGUGGUUCGUGGGGUCACUUUUAACGUGAUUAGCGCUUAUGCGCCUCAGGUGGGCCUGGGCGAGGAGGUCAAAAGGUGCUUCUGGGAUGAUUUAGAUGAGGUUGUGUAUGGUAUUCCACACUCCGAGCAGCUCGUCCUUGGGGGUGAUUUUAAUGGCCAUACUGGGGUGACUUCUAAGGGUUAUGAUGAGGUGCAUGGCGGGUUCUGUUUCGGAGUUAGAAAUGAGGGCGGUACCUCUUUGUUGGAUUUUGCUAAAGUGUUUGACCUGAUGUUAGCUAAUUCGUGUUUCCAGAAGAGGGAGGAACACUUGGUCAAUUUCUGGAGUAAGGUUGCAAGGACUUGGAUUGAUUACCUUCUCCUUAGGAGGGGUGAUAGGAGCAUGUGUACUGAUUGCAAGGUUAUCCCGAGUGAGUGUCUGUCGACACAACAUAGACUCCUGGUAAUGGACUUGUAG